AUGACUUCUCCUACUCCUCUCGCUCGCAAUGAGUCUCAAGCCUCCAGCCGUCGAAGCACUAGUCUCGGCUCUCGCUUGUUUCGAUCAAAGAGCGGCGAAGCUUUGGGUGAACGCAAGACCUCGGCAAGUCGUCUGAAAAAGAAGCACCAAGAGAUGGACGAAGCGGUCAAGGUCACACAAUCACCUCCUCGCCUGCCAAACUACAAUCCGCAUCCGUUGGGCAUCCAAUCCUUUGGUGGUGAGAACUACAAUCCUCAGGCCGCCUCCAGAGUGCAUGCAAAUGGCGCGAAAAACACCCCUCCCGUACCCCCUCUGCCCGGCAACAUUGAAAAGGAGGCUGUUGAUCCAUAUGCGAGGACUGAGAGCAUGACCCACCGUGGCCGAUAUUCCUAUGCGAACUCGACUGUGUCUACCAUCAACUCACCUCGGAGAGUUCGACGUCGCAAGGAUCCCACCCCCUAUAACGUUCUCAUCAUCGGCGCCCGAAAUGUCGGCAAGACCUCUUUUCUUAAUUUCCUCAAGAGCUCCCUUGCUUUGCCAGCAAAGAAACAACCGACUCGAGCUCCAGAUGACGACACACCUCCCUCGUCUGCGAAAGCAAACCCUAACUUCGUCCACCACUACCAGGAGAUCGAGGUCGACGGUGAGCGAAUUGGGUUGACCCUUUGGGAUUCUCAAGGAUUGGACAAGGGCGUUGUUGACCUUCAACUGAGAGAUAUGAGCAACUUCGUGGAAAGCAAAUUUGACGACACAUUUCUUGAAGAGAUGAAGGUUGUUCGUGCCCCAGGCGUCAGAGAUACGCACAUUCACUGUGUCUUCUUCGUUCUCGACCCGGCCCGGCUGGACGCCAACAUCAACGCUGCUCAAGGUGUCAGCAACGGGGUUGAAGCCACGCGGGUCGGCAAGCCGUCUCGGCUUGUCGGCGCCCUCGACGAGGACUUUGACAUUCAAGUCAUAAGGACUUUGGCCAGCAAAACCACUGUCAUACCCGUCAUCAGCAAGGCAGAUACCAUCACGACUGCGCACAUGGCGUUUCUGAAACAAAAGGUCAGUCGAAGUCUAAAAAAGGCCGGCCUUGAUCCACUGGAAGCGUUGAGUUUUGAUGCCGAGGACGAGGAUGACGAACGUCUGGAUGAGCGCGAUGAAGAUGAAAACAGCAGUGCUGCAGAUUCAGAAGACCAGACUUCAACCCGGAGUGACGGCUCUGAUGCGGAUCGAGACCCUUCGACUGUCAAGCGGCCAGGCAACCACAAGCGCCAAGUUUCCGCCGAGGACGCCGUUCCUGACGGUGGCUAUGUUCCAUGGUCCAUCCUCAGCCCGGACAAAUACUCCCUUGAAGCAAAGGACGGUCCGGUCGGUCGACAUUUCCCGUGGGGAUUUGCCGACCCGUACAAUCCGGAUCAUUGUGACUUUGUCAAGUUGAAGGACGCUGUAUUUGGAGAAUGGCGAUCCGAGUUGCGAGAAGCCAGUCGGGAAGUGUUCUACGAACGCUGGAGGACGAACCGUCUCAAUCGCCGAACACUCCCGGCCAAUGCGACAAAUGGCCUACCGUCAGGACCUCGACAAAGCACUGGCGGGAUCCCGAUUCCCCUCCAACCUCGGGUGCGAUAA
This is a messenger RNA of Cladophialophora psammophila CBS 110553, 1611 nucleotides long. RefSeq lists its product as uncharacterized. Gene Ontology annotation, biological process: cytoskeleton-dependent cytokinesis. Gene Ontology annotation, cellular component: microtubule cytoskeleton; cytosol; cell division site. The record is from RefSeq and is a predicted model, not a curated record. NCBI's taxonomy places the organism in Eukaryota, Fungi, Ascomycota, Eurotiomycetes, Chaetothyriales, Herpotrichiellaceae. Gene Ontology annotation, molecular function: molecular adaptor activity; GTPase activity; GTP binding. The coding region runs from base 1 to 1611 and encodes 536 amino acids. The transcript is spliced from 3 exons.